AUGAACGUUGGGUUUUUAGGGCUGGGCAUGAUGGGCACGCCCAUGGCCUUGAAUCUCUGCCGCAAGUUCUCCGUCAUGGUCUGGAACCGGAGCGACUCCAAAUACCGCGUUCUGAUCGAGGCUGGGGCCACAGUCGGCAAGACACCUUCGCACGUGGUGGAGCAAUCCGACGUCAUCUUCACCAUGCUCUUUGAUGGUCCAGCUAUACAGUCCAUGAUCGACGCCGACAGCAACUUCAUCAAGGCGAUCCGUGGCAAGACACUCGUAAACACCAGCUCAGUCUCGGUCGAGUUCAGCCACAAGCUCGCCCGACAGGUCCACGAAGCAGGCGGCAACUUCAUCGAGAUGCCCGUAAGCGGAAGCAAGAUCCCCGCUGAGCAGGGACAGCUGGUGGGCAUGAUGGCAGGCGACGCGACCAUCGCCGAUCAGGUCAGGCCGCUUGUCGAGCCCCUUACCAGCGCCGCCGUGUACUGCGGUCCCGUUGGAUCGGGCCUGAAGGCCAAGUACGCCGUCAACCUUUUCCUGGUCGCCGUUACUGCGGGGCUCGCCGAGUCCAUGAACCUCGCGCGAGCUCAAGGUCUUGACUUGGAAGCUUUUGGCAAGGUGUUGGAUAAUUGCCCUCUCGCUUCCCCGUACUCUAGAAUAAAGAUCGCCAAGAUGCUAAAGGACGACUGGUCCCCUCAGGCGGCUAUCAAGGACUGCUAUAACAGCACACAGCUCAUAAAGUCUGCAGCCGAGGAGGUACGGGUUCGGACUCCGCUUAUCCAAAUCUGCGAUUCCUUGUAUAGGGAUGCCAACUAUGCCGGUUGGGGUGAGGAAGACAUGAUGGCCAUUUACAAGCUAUUUGCCCACUCUGUAAGCCGGGAUCCUAGCUAG
Fusarium keratoplasticum is the source of this 876-nucleotide messenger RNA. RefSeq lists its product as uncharacterized. Lineage: Eukaryota; Fungi; Ascomycota; Sordariomycetes; Hypocreales; Nectriaceae. Gene Ontology annotation, molecular function: NAD binding; NADP binding; oxidoreductase activity, acting on the CH-OH group of donors, NAD or NADP as acceptor. The transcript has a single exon. The record is from RefSeq and is a predicted model, not a curated record. The coding region runs from base 1 to 876 and encodes 291 amino acids.